AUGCAAUAAGGAAAUCAUGUGAUCUAUGAGUUAGAAGAUGAUGAAGAAAAUAAAUAGUAAACUUCUAAGCAAGUAUAUAAUUUUUAUUUAUUGGUUUAGUAAAUCAAGAUUGACAGAAAAUUAGGAGCAGUUUCUUAUAAAAAAUGGGGUACAUUAUAUAACUACUAUUUCUGUUUCAAUUUGAAAAAGGGAAGAUUAUUGUGUUAUAAAACACAGACAUCUUCUUCUUACAAUAAUUACUAUUCAUUAAACAAAGGGGAUUUUGUUAAAGAUGAAUCAGAAAUUAAUCGAUUUGAAAACAGUUUGAAGAAGAAGAAAAAUUAUGAAUAUGUUCAAAAUUAAAAGGUAUAUAUGAUUAAUUGAGAUUAGUUAAUAAUAUAUGUUAGAACAGCAAAAGGAAGAAUUUUCAAAUUAGUCAUUGAUGAAAAUGAGAAUUAUGAUAAGAUUGUUGGUUAUUUGUAAAUUUGCUUUUCUUCUAAGAUUUAAACAGUGAAUUCAUUUUUUGCAUUGCUUGGAGUUGGAUUAAUUAAGGUAAAUGAUGAAGAAUUUAAAUUAACUACUGGUAUAUUUGUAUCUUUGAAUGAUUGGUCAAAAACAAAUAAUAAUAAAUAUCUAUUAAUGAAUUAAGAUUAAGGCUUAAAUUUAUUAAUAAGCAAUAUUGAAUUAUUAGGUGGAAUUAUAGGUUCAUUUUAUAGAACCUAAAAUCUUUUAGGAAUUAUCUUUAAUCCAUUUACAUAGACAAUCGAUAUUAUUUUAUUUGAUAAUUUAAAGUAAGUAAUAAAUAUAAUUUAAUCUUUAGUCCUAAAAUACUUCUGUAGGGAGUCUUUAAAUUAGUAAAAUUUAGUAAAAAACAUAUAUAACCAUCAGGUAGAGGUUAAUUAUUAAAAUUAAGAACUGAUAUGAAUGAAGUUAAAGAUAAUCAUUAUGUAGAAAUUGCAUAAAAUGAGAAUGUUAAAAUAUAUAUACAUAAUACUCAUCUUAAUAUUUCAGAUUAUGAUUUAGUAUAAGGAUCUAUGUUUACAUCUUAAUAUAUUGAUGAUGAAAAUGAUUUAGAUGCUGAUAAAUUAUUAUCAAAUACAACUUUAGAAUUCUAUAAAAAAGAAUAUAAGAUAAUAAACAAUAAUGAAGAUGAAACUAAAGAAUUUAUUAUUGUUAAUAAAUAACAAAAAUAAAUCAAUUUUAAUAAUUUUGCUUCACCAAGAUGUAAUAAAAGAUAGGUAUCUAUAAUAACAGAAGAUGUUAAUGAUGAAAAUUAAGGUUAAGGUGUUUAAAUUGCUAAAAGUAUAAAAAUACACAUGCAUAAAUCAGAUCAAAAUAUCAAUUAAUUUCCUAAUAUUACACCACCUAAAUUAGAAUUUAUUACUGAAUUUUAAACUGGAUGUUUUAAUAAUAUUGAAAGUAUUGAUUAAGUUAAAUAAAAUUUAUUCUAAUAAGAAUAAUAAAAUGGAAAGGAUUAAUAAUAAUAAUAAUAAUAAUAAUAAUAAUAAAUAGAAUAAUCUUAAAUACUUUAAUGUAAAGCAUAAGAUUAAGAUAAUGAUUCAGAUGAAAUUGAUUUAGUUAAAUUCUCAAUAGUUUUUGAAGCAUCUGAACAUAGUCCAUAUAGGGAUUAUAAUUCUAUUAUGAAUUAUGCAGUUAAUUUUAAAAAGAUUGAUUAUAAAGAUGAAUAUAGAGUUAGUAUUGCUCAUAAAAGUGGAGGAACAGCUUGUUAAGAUAAAAAGAUUAUUGAAUUAGCAAGAAGUGUUGGAAAAAAUAUGAUUAAAUAAGUAGGUUAGAAAUUAUUAAGUGGUAAUUUCAAUCUUACAUAAGUAUCCUUUCCAGUAAUAUAAUAUUUUAUCAAUUUAUAUAGAUUAAAGCUAUGAUUCCAAAAUCUGCCUUAGAGAAAACGUUUAUGUAAACUAUACUCUUUCCAUUAUAUAUGAAUAAGGCUGCAUCCAUUUAAGAUCCACUUGAAAGAAUGAAACUCUCUAUUAUUGGAUUACUUUCUAAUUAUAUAUAAGCUAAUUCAUUUCUAAAACCUCUCAAUCCUAUUUUAGGAGAAACUUUUGAGGGAGGAUAUGAAGAUGGUACAUAAUUAUUUUGUGAAUAAGUAUUUAUUUAUUUUCAAUCUAUUAGAUAUCACAUCAUCCUCCACUCUCUUAUUUCUUAGUUUAUGGACCAAAAAAAUCAUAUAAAUUUUAUGGAUAUUCCCUUUAUGAAGCAAAGGCAGGAUUCAAUUCUCUAACUAUAUUGAAUCAUGGAAAAAGAACCAUACAAUUUAAUGAUUAAAAAAUUUAAUGUACAUUCUCAUCAGAACAUUACUCUGGUACUUUCUUAGGAACAAUGAAAAAUGAAUCACAAGGAUCUCUUUAAUUUAUUGAUGAGGCUAAUAGUAACAAAUUAAUUAAUUAUUAUUUAGAUUUAAAAUGUAUUGUAUAAUUAGGAAAAGUUAAAAAUAAACCAACUGAUUAUUUUGAAGGAGAAAUCAAAAGAGGUAAAACAACUUUAAGUAAAUUAUUUGGAUCUUAUAUGGGAUUUGCUGAUUUUGAUGGUGUUAGAUAUUGGGAUGCCAGAAUUGUUAAGCCAUUUGCAAUGCAAAUAUUAAAAUCUAAUCUAGAAUCAGAUCACACCAAAAGAACAGAUAGAAUCUUUAUGGUAUAAGGAGAAAUGGAUAAAGCUUAAACUGAAAAAGAAAGAUUAGAAUAACUUUAAAGAAAAGAUGCCAGCUUGAGAAAAGCUUCAAGGUAAAAUGAUUGA
Molecule: messenger RNA, 2733 nt
Organism: Paramecium primaurelia
Lineage: Eukaryota; Ciliophora; Oligohymenophorea; Peniculida; Parameciidae
Source: the annotation of a GenBank genome assembly